This is a messenger RNA of Condylura cristata (star-nosed mole), 600 nucleotides long. It is a transcript of the gene GCSAM, whose product is annotated as germinal center-associated, signaling and motility. Bases 1 to 600 code for a protein of 199 amino acids. Gene Ontology annotation, biological process: negative regulation of lymphocyte migration; regulation of B cell receptor signaling pathway. The transcript has 6 exons. NCBI's taxonomy places the organism in Eukaryota, Metazoa, Chordata, Mammalia, Eulipotyphla, Talpidae. The record is from RefSeq and is a predicted model, not a curated record.
AUGGGGAACUCUCUUCUCAGGAAAAACAGUUUUAAGUGUCAGCAGACAACUCAAGAGGUAAUCUGGAAUCUGGGAAAGCAAGACUCCACAGGCUAUCCAAGUGGGAGCAAAUCCAACAUAAGAUUCCCCAUCCUUUUCCAGGAAAAGUGGAAUCUGCGAUUCCUAUGCUGGGACUGCCACAUGGCUGAAGGGUGUGUCUGCCUUCCAUGGAAAAAACUACACCUAUUUAAAACAAGGCAAAAUUCCCAAAAAGAAAAUGAAGGACUAUCGUUUUCUCCCACACAGGGGAACGCGGACCAGAGCUCCACAGAGGAUCUGUGCUACACCGUCAUCCAUCACAGUGUACCCAGGAGAAGGCCGUCCAGGAACUCUGCUGAGGAGUUCUACGAGAACAUUUCCCCCAGGCCCGAGAAACCCAGAGUGUUGUCGGAAGCAACCGAGACUGAGUACUCUAUUCUCCGGGUGACUUGCCCCCCAAGGCACGUGCCCUCUGCAGAAGAGGAAUAUGAACUUCACAUGCCUGAUCAAAUCUUCUCUUACUCCCCGCGGCACUCACACGUGCGCAUGCCUUCUUCUGAGACGCAGUUAUCCCACUUAUAA